AUGUCUUAUUUCCGCAUACAGAGAUGGAAAACCUUUGCACAUCGGUGGUUCUUAUAUGACGCUUAUAUGCAAUGUCCGAUGCUUUCUGGAGAGCUAUUGGCAUCUUACCUAACUGGAGCCAGAAAACGAAUAUAUGACCCUCGACACGAUUAUGGAGAUAGUAUUAUUGUUUUUAACAGUCGCCACAUCGCCGCAAAGGAUAAUAGUAUGUACUGGAGACGUUUUCUCUACACACACCACACGAGAUUCGGUCCAUACCGCGUUGAAGAAACAAUGGAAGAAAUGCAUGCCCGCGAUCCAACUGAGGUCUUAAGGAGGGAAGUUAGGUCCCAUCUUAAGAACUGCUCCUCACGUCAUGACUGGCUCUCUCGUCUUCAUAUUUUCGCUGAUGGUAUUGAGACCGUACCAGAGGAUCUAAUGAAGAAUAUUUCGGGAGUUAUUCGUCAGGUUAUGCCUGUUCCCAAGAGACUAAAUGAGUAUACCCAGGAAGAAAUUUUGGCUUUUCCUAAGCUAUUUGAUUGGCCGGAGGACUAUGCCGUUCGUCCACUAAGUCAAUACACAAAGCCACGACCACGCGCUGGUAAAGUCCCUAAGGAUGUAUAA
Molecule: messenger RNA, 603 nt
Organism: Rodentolepis nana
Lineage: Eukaryota; Metazoa; Platyhelminthes; Cestoda; Cyclophyllidea; Hymenolepididae
Source: the annotation of a GenBank genome assembly